Lathyrus oleraceus (garden pea) is the source of this 726-nucleotide messenger RNA. RefSeq names its product histone H2AX. Bases 94 to 507 code for a protein of 137 amino acids. The record is from RefSeq and is a predicted model, not a curated record. NCBI's taxonomy places the organism in Eukaryota, Viridiplantae, Streptophyta, Magnoliopsida, Fabales, Fabaceae. Gene Ontology annotation, cellular component: nucleosome. Gene Ontology annotation, molecular function: protein heterodimerization activity; structural constituent of chromatin; DNA binding. The transcript is spliced from 2 exons.
UAACUAUCUAUUCUCGUCUUCAGCGGCUUCGCUCUCUCAAUUCCAAUCUCAAAUUAAAGUUUUAGGGUUUCGCUUUUUCCAUCAACAAGGAAAAUGAGUUCUACAACCAAAGGCGGAAGGGGCAAGCCAAAGGCCACCAAAUCUGUUUCAAGGUCCUCUAAAGCCGGUCUCCAAUUCCCCGUCGGUAGAAUCGCAAGAUUCUUGAAGGCCGGAAAAUAUGCCGAACGUGUUGGUGCCGGUGCUCCCGUCUACCUCUCUGCCGUUCUUGAAUAUCUCGCUGCUGAGGUUUUGGAAUUGGCUGGGAAUGCUGCUAGGGAUAACAAGAAGAACCGUAUUGUCCCAAGGCACAUUCAGCUUGCUGUUAGGAAUGAUGAAGAACUGAGCAAGCUUUUGGGAGCUGUAACCAUUGCUAAUGGCGGUGUUUUGCCCAAUAUUAAUCCGACUUUGCUACCUAAGAAGGUUGGGAAGGGAAAAGGCGAAAUUGGAUCUGUUUCUCAAGAGUUUUAGGGUUUCUAUGUGUUUUUCAGUAGUCAUAGUUUUAUUUUUCCAGAAUAUUAUAUGUAAUUUAUAGAUAUAAAGUUUAUUUUAAAUUGUAGAACUUUGCCAGAAUUGUUGACAUCUAAAAGGUCUCUUUGUUGCUGCUAGACCAGUUGAGUGUAGCCUUUCCAAAAAUCUACUGUCAAUACAAUCAAUGUAUGCAUGGUCAGACCCUGUAUUACAAUUUCA